This is a messenger RNA of Melitaea cinxia (Glanville fritillary), 3113 nucleotides long. Its product is annotated as nucleolar protein dao-5-like. Gene Ontology annotation, cellular component: nucleolus; nucleoplasm. NCBI's taxonomy places the organism in Eukaryota, Metazoa, Arthropoda, Insecta, Lepidoptera, Nymphalidae. Bases 99 to 2300 code for a protein of 733 amino acids. The transcript has 7 exons. The record is from RefSeq and is a predicted model, not a curated record.
CCAUACAGUGUUAAGAUUUUCUUUUUAUCUGUGGAUGGACAAAUGAACACCCGUACAUGAGUUGUCCGCCGGUAAAUUGUUAAAGUAAAGAAACAAAAAUGAGUUUUUCGUCAGAAAUACGGGCAGAGGCCAAUUCGUUAGUGUAUCAAUAUCUUACAACGAUUGAUAGAUCUUUAACUGAAAACUUUGCGGCGAAAACUAAAGCGAAACCCAGAAGCGAGAAUUUACCCACAUUGCAAGAUAUUAUUUUAGCAUACAAAAAGCUACAAAAUAAACCAGCUGCAAAAAAGCAAGGAGACAGUGAUAAGUCUACACUACAGACUUUAAAUGGUCAAAUAAAAACAAAGAAACAGGAAUCUUCAGACUCAGAGAGUUCAGAAGAUGAAAAGCCAACACCAAAGGUAAAUUCAACUACAAGUACUAUCAAGAAUAACAAAAAAGAAUCCUCUGAUAGCGACAGUAGUGAGGACAAUGCAACAUCAAAACCCAAAAAACAGCCAAUUAAACCACAAGCUAACAAUAGUGUAUCAAAAACAAAUAAGAAAAAUGAAUCUUCAGAUAGCUCAGACAGUAGUGAAGAUGAAAAACCAAAAUCACAGAAGACAGCCAUCAAGCCAACUGCAGCAAAGUCUACACCUCAAAAGCCUGCUCCUAAAAAACAAGAAUCAUCCUCAGAUGACAGCGAUGAUAGUGAUGAUGAAAAAACUAAAGUAAAUCCAUCUAAACCUACUCCAGCUAAGAAUAACCAAGCAAAUGCUACUGCUAAAUCUGUUCAGGUAAAGAAACAAGAAUCAUCUUCUGACAGUGACAGUAGUGAUGAAGAACCAAAAAAAGUUCAAAAACCAGAUCAGAAGCAGUUAAAUACAUCAGUUAAAGCUUCUCCUAAAGUACAAAAGGAAGAUUCUUCAGAUGAUAGUGAUGAUUCAGAUGAUGAUACUACAAAAAAGGCUCCUCAGAAACCCGCCUCAAAACCCGCAUCUACGCCAUCAAAGAUUAGUGCUAAAGCUGCUCCAGCUAAAAGACCUAAAUCAUCAUCAGAAGAGGAUAGUAGUAACGAAGAUGAUAAGCCUCAGCCAAAAGUUGUUAACAAACCACAAGCAGUUGCUGCCAAGCCUGUUAAUAAUAUAACCAAGAAAGCUGAAUCGUCAUCAGAUGAUAGUGACGAGAGCAGUGAUGAAAAAACCGCACCAAAGACACCAGCUAAGCAGAUAAAACCUGCAGUAAAACCUGUUGUGUCAAAGGAAGAGUCAUCUUCAGAUGAAGAUAGUGAUGAUGCGCCUUCAAAACAGAACAAAACCAUGCAAAAACCCCAACUAAAGCCUGCAAAAGCAGCAACAAAAGUUCCAGUGAAAAAGCAAUCUUCAUCUGAUGACAGUGAUGACAGCAGCGAGGAUGAAAAACCUAAAAAAACUCCUGUAAAGCUUGCAAAACCUGUAGCAGCUCCAGCUAAAAAAGGAAAUAAAUCCUCUUCUGAAGAUAGCGAUGAUAGCAGUGAGGAUGAAAAACCCAAACACAAUAAAACUCCAAUCAAAACUCUACCAGCUAAAGUUGUAUCCAAGAAAUCAUCAUCAGAAGAUAGUGAUGAUAGCAGUGAGGAUGAAAAGCCUAAGAAAGCUCAACCUUCUGUUACACCAAAAAGUAAAGCUAAAGAGUCAUCCGAUGAUACUAGUGAUGAUGAGCCUAAGCAAAAACCCACACCAAAAAAACCUGCAGAGUCAGAUGAUGAUAGUGACGACAGUGAUGAUGAACCUCCAGCUAAAGUACAAAAGAAGAAAGCAAAACAGUCAAUAGAAAAUGCAGCAGGUGGUAAGAAAAGAAAAAUGUCUGAAAAUGAAGACCCAACACCAGCUAAAAAGCCAUACAGCAAUUUUGUGAAGGAGGGUGAAAACGAGGAGGAAGAAGAUGAAGAGAAGAAUCAAUCUGGGGGUUGGCAAAAUCGCAGUCGCGAUGGUUUUAAUCGAGGCGGAUCCAGAGGCCGUGGCUUUAAUGACCGUGGGCGGGGCGGCUUUAGGGGACGCGGAGGUUUUAACGAUAGGGGUGGACGAGGGGGAUUUAACGAUAGGGGUGGACGAGGAGGAUUUAACGAUAGAGGCGGACGGGGAGGAAGAGGUGGGAGGGGAGGUUUUGACAGGGGUGGACGAGGAGGUGACAGGGGUGGCAGGGGGGGUAACCGAGGUGGACGUGGAGACCGACAUUCGUGGGGCGGAGACAGGGGAGGAUUCCAAAAGGGAGGGUUUAAUGACAGGAAAAGUUUUAACGGGGGAGAAAAUGCUCAGAAUAAAAAAAUAACAUUUGAUUAAAUAGAGUGGAGCUAGAGGAUCGUGGGGUGAACGAGCCAAUCUCGAUUUGAAACAUACACGUGGCAAAUCAUUUAAACAUGAGAAAACUAAGAAAAAGCGAGGUGCAUACCGCGGCGGUGCAAUCGAUACGGGUGUUCAUUCCAUCAAGUUUGAGGAUUGAAAAUUACAUGUACUGUUUUUUUGGUUAUAUUAAAAAAAAUCCAUAUAAUUAAUCAAAGUAAAAGUUGGUUAUCGUUAAUAGUCAGGUACAACUUAUUUAAUAAUAUGUUAUGGUAAGCUGUACUUUGCUAAAAGAUUGUAUAGUUUUGUGCUAACAGCAUCUUGUCUGUAAUUUAGAAAAACUAUUUGACUUCAAUAAAAUUGAUGAUAAUUAGUAAGAAAUUAGCCUUUAAGACUUAAAUACUGUUUUUAUAAACUGUAUGGAUAUAACUGUUAUCUGCUUUAGAAUAAAAUAGGUAAAAUACCUAUUAAGUAACAUUGUAGAAUUAUAUAUAAAUUCAACAUUAUAUUUUUUUAUAAUUAUUACAAUAGGUAUGUUUUAGUAUCCAAGAUUGACAUUUGAAAUGAAUAUGUAGUAAAUACGUUCAAAAUAACAUGGAGUAUUUAACUAAUACCAUAUAUUGUACAUAUGCUUAAUAUUACUAUUUGUAAGUUAAUAUAAUACAAUGAGUGUGUGUUUAUUUGAAAGAAGUGUAUCGAUUUGUUUUAAAAUAGGUGUAAUGAAAAAAAAAACCUAGUUAUUUAAUGAAAUGACUUUAGAUAAAAUAAGACCGCCUUUAAAACACAUGUGUAAUAAAUUUUGAUUUGUCCAUA